GGAAAGAAGAAUAGUGUAUUUAGAGAAUGUUACUUUGGGAGCCAGAGACACUGUAAGCUGACCAGACUGUGUCCUGCUGUGGGCUACACCUUCAGAGUGGCUGCUCACAACGAUAUAGGCACCAGUGGUUUCAGUACGGAGGUUGUGUUCUACACUACAGGUACGCUGCCCUCCUGCCCCCUGGCACCGCGGCUGCUGCGGGCGGGCGUCUCCUGGGUCACACUGGAGUGGGGCCGUCCCGAGGGCAGCGCCAACGAGGAACUAAUCACAUACACACUCGAGAUCCAGGAGGACAAUACCGGAACAGACUUUCAUCCAAAGUACACUGGAGACAACCUAACCUCCACAGUGCAAGGCCUGAAGAGGAGCACACAGUACAAAUUCAGGGUAAGAGUGUGUCUGUCUCUGAGGUUUUAUUGUGGCGAAAUGGUGUCUGGUUGUGUGUUCCCGUGGAAACGGAAAAGGCUUCUAUACUGCUGGAAAGACACAGUGAUUGGUGUCAUCGUGUGCACGAGCACAUACGCACACACACACACACACACACACACACACGCACUACACAAUCUGUCACCGUUUAGCAGCCAUACAACCACCGUCAGCCUGUCCUCUCUCUACCUCUCUCUCUCUCUCCCUUUCUACUUUUCUCCCCCACUUCUCUCUUUCCCCUCUGACCCUUCCCCUCCUCUUCCAGACGGCCUGACAUCAGAAGGUGUGUGUGAGGAGUGUAUGUUCAGUCUGGAGAUGACAUCAUCAGAGGGCGACUCUGAACCCAGUGAGGUGUACAAUGGGACAGAGCUGCAGUGCAGUGUGGGUAGCCUGCUGCCGGGGGCAACCUACAACUUCAGACUGAGGGCUGCCAACGAGGCUGGGUUUGGAGAGUACUCUGAGGCGGUGGAGGUGAUGACAGCAGCGGGUCCUCCAGGCCAGUGUGUGGCGCCACUCAUCACUCUGAACAACACCACCUGUCUAACAGUCAGCUGGGAGAGUCCUGAAGGAUCAGGCUCUGACAUAUCAGAGUAUCGCCUGGACUGGUCCAGGGAGGAGGAGCCUAUGGAGCUGAUCUACUGUGGACCAGAGACCCAGUGUGAAGUAUCAGACCUGACCCCCGCAACACACUACUGCUGUAGACUACAGGCGGUGAACCAAGCGGGGGCGGGGCCUUACAGUGAACAGAUGACCUUCCAGACUCCAGCGACUAAUCCCGACGCAGUCUCUUCUUUCUUCCUGCUUGACCAGCUCCAAUCAGAACAGUCCCCCUCCACCUGCCUCUUCCUGAAGUGGGAGGAGCCUAACUGUAAUGGGGCGGAUAUAACGUCUUACAUCAUCAGUCUGGACGAUCAACUCAUUACCGUGGAUACAGGAACCAGUCACCUGGUCACUGACCUUCAGCCAGACAGCCAGUACAGUGUGCAGAUCCAAGCGGUGAAUGUGAUUGGCUGUGGCCCGUUGAGCCCACCCCUGGUGGCUAGGACACGCCCCCUCCCUCCGGCUCCUCCUCCUUUGGAAUGUUCGGCUGCCGGCCCCCAGAGUCUGAAACUGAAGUGGGGGGAGAACGCUGCCCACACACACACCCGCGCCCUGCUCUCCAAUGACAUGUUCUACACACUACAGAUGGAAGAUAAGAACCACAGGUAGAGUAUAGAGUACACACACACACACGCAGCUACUACCAUCCAAUGGUUCCAAUGGCUCAAUGUUAUGUACGUUCUAGAUAAAAGCAUCUGGUAAAUUACCAUAUUACAUAUCACAGUUCUACUGAAGGAAAAUACUUCAAACGCAUUGAGUGAGUGAGUGGUGCGUGUGUGUGUGUGCGUGCGUGUGGGGAGAUAGGUAGAGGAAACGACAGUAACCAGUAGAUCUAGGGAGAACUCACGAUGAGAACAUCUAGACUACAGAAAUAAUUAGAACCAUGAACUGGUCAACCAUGCUGUCCAUUAGAGAACAGACUGAAGGAAGGAGAGAAAUAAAUAG
Messenger RNA from Oncorhynchus kisutch (coho salmon), 1971 nucleotides. RefSeq names its product fibronectin type III domain-containing protein 3B-like. The transcript has 8 exons. Lineage: Eukaryota; Metazoa; Chordata; Actinopteri; Salmoniformes; Salmonidae. Gene Ontology annotation, molecular function: protein binding. The annotation marks the transcript as partial. The record is from RefSeq and is a predicted model, not a curated record.